AUGGCCGUCCAUAUGCGCAAGCAGCCCGGCCAACUCACUGUCGUGAUAAAACUCGGAACCUCAUCCAUAGUCGACGAAAAAACGCACCAACCCCUCCUCUCUAUCCUCUCCCUCAUCGUCGAAACAGCAUGUAGUCUGCGCACCGCUGGCCACCGUGUCGUGAUUGUGUCCUCGGGCGCCAUUGGUGUCGGCUUGCGACGCAUGAACCUUCCCCGCCGCCCAAAACACCUCCCACAAGUCCAGGCGCUUGCUGCUAUCGGUCAGAGUAGACUGAUGUCCUUAUGGGAUCAGCUGUUUGGCAACCUAGAGCAGCCGAUUGCUCAGGUGCUACUGACACGGAACGACAUUGCGGAUCGGACACAGUACCAAAAUGCGCAGAAUACCUUUAUUGAGCUGCUAAGCAUGGGCGUCAUUCCUAUUGUGAACGAGAACGAUACUUUGGCCGUUACUGAAAUCAAGUUUGGUGACAACGACACGCUGAGUGCCAUUACUGCGGGCAUGGUUCAGGCGGAUUACCUCUUCCUUAUGACGGAUGUGGACUGUCUGUACGACAAGAACCCGCGCACAAAUCCAGAUGCAAAGUCCAUCGCUGUCGUGGAAGAUAUUGCGGAGCUGGCAGCGGAUGUAAGCUCGGCUGGUAGUUCAUUAGGAACGGGCGGUAUGAGCACAAAGAUUGUAGCAGCAAGGCUAGCGACGAGUGCAGGCGUUACGACAGUCAUCACGAAGAGUAGUAAACCAGGCAAUAUCUCGGGCAUUAUUGCUCAUGCGGAGAAACAAAGAAAGGCAAGGAUGUCAAGUCGGAACUCAGUCACCAACUUUCAAGACGAAGGCGCACCAUUUGCUCAAGCAGCAUCGCAGGCCUCAAACCACGAUCUCUCCACAUCCACGGCCUCACUAGGCGACCAACAACUCGCUGGCAUCGCAUCCCCACAACCAGAAGAGCCGGUGCCCCUACAUACCCGUUUCCUCCCAAUAUCCAACCCCAUCCGAGACCGUUACUUCUGGAUUUUACACGGUCUCGCGCCCCACGGGACAAUAUACAUCGACCAAGGUGCUUGGGCGGCGCUAAGCGACAAAGCUGGUCUCCUACCCGUCGGCAUCGUAGAAGUAGAUGGCCACUUCGCCCAACAAGAAGCCGUACGCAUCGUCGUCGUCAAACGUCUAUCCAACCCCCCACACUCCCCCAAACCAUCACAAACAUCAACCACACCGCAACCGCCCACGACACCAGGCGCCCUAGCCCACGGCGUUCACGCCCCGAUUCCAAUCCGACAUCCCCUCACACACUCGUCGGCUUUAUCGUACUCGAUGAACUCCUCGCAGACACUGCAGCAACCGCCGAACUUUGAACUGCACAACCCGGCACCAAUUGAGAUUGGACGAGCAGUGGUCAACUACUCAGCUACUGAGAUUAGGCGGAUCAAGGGCCUACAUUCGACGCAGAUUAGUGAGGCGUUGGGAUAUGCCGAUAGUGAGUAUGUGGCAUUGAGGGAGAACAUUGCUUUCUUUGGAAGCGAGAGGAGUAGGCCUAGCACACCUGAUUUCAGGAACGGGGAGAGGCGGGGUGAGGCGGUUGACGCGCAUUGA
Alternaria atra is the source of this 1587-nucleotide messenger RNA. RefSeq lists its product as uncharacterized. Lineage: Eukaryota; Fungi; Ascomycota; Dothideomycetes; Pleosporales; Pleosporaceae. The transcript has 2 exons. Gene Ontology annotation, cellular component: cytoplasm; cytosol. The record is from RefSeq and is a predicted model, not a curated record. The coding region runs from base 1 to 1587 and encodes 528 amino acids. Gene Ontology annotation, molecular function: RNA binding; ATP binding; glutamate 5-kinase activity.